Molecule: messenger RNA, 1156 nt
Organism: Apis laboriosa (Himalayan honeybee)
Lineage: Eukaryota; Metazoa; Arthropoda; Insecta; Hymenoptera; Apidae
Product: probable dimethyladenosine transferase
Exons: 5
Coding region: 124-1044 (306 amino acids)
Biological process (GO): rRNA methylation
Cellular component (GO): mitochondrial matrix
Molecular function (GO): rRNA (adenine-N6,N6-)-dimethyltransferase activity
Source: RefSeq, a predicted model, not a curated record
UCUAUCUCCAUCUUUAUUUUAUUAUUUAUUCUUUUAAAGUAAAUAUAAAUAUUUUAUCUUGUACUUCGUUUUUGAUUACAUCUAUUAAAAUAAAAUAGUCCUUUUGAAUAUUAUAUAAAUAAAAUGCCGAAAAUACGUUCACAGAAAACAACUCGUGUUCAUAAAGAAGUUGUAAAACAAGGAAUUUUAUUUAAUACGGAUAUUGGACAACACAUUUUAAAGAAUCCACUUGUUAUUCAAAGUAUGGUUGAAAAAGCAGCAGUUAGACCAACAGAUGUUGUAUUAGAAAUAGGUCCAGGUACUGGUAAUAUGACAAUAAAAUUAUUAGAUAAAGCUAAAAAAGUAAUCGCAUGUGAAUUGGAUACUCGAAUGGUAGCUGAAUUACAGAAACGUGUACAAGGCACAGUCUAUCAAUCAAAAUUGCAAAUUAUGAUAGGUGAUAUCCUAAAAACAGACUUACCAUUUUUUGAUUUAUGUGUUGCUAAUAUACCAUACCAAAUAUCAUCACCUUUAGUAUUUAAAUUACUUUUACAUAGACCAAUGUUUAGAUGUGCCAUACUUAUGUUUCAAAGAGAAUUUGCUGAACGUUUAGUAGCAAAACCAGGUGAUAAAUUAUAUUGUCGUUUAAGUAUAAAUACUCAAUUGUUAGCACGUGUGGAUUUGCUUAUGAAAGUAGGAAAAAAUAAUUUUAGACCACCACCAAAAGUAGAAUCAAAUGUAGUUAGAAUAGAACCACGUAAUCCACCACCUCCAAUUAAUUAUCAAGAAUGGGAUGGUUUGACACGAAUUGCAUUUGUCAGAAAAAAUAAAACACUUUCUGCUGCAUUCAAACAAACUACAGUUUUAACAAUGUUAGAAAAAAAUUACAAACUUCAUUGUAGUUUGAAUAAUAAGAUAAUUACAGAAGGAUUUAACAUCAAAGACAUGAUAACUGAUAUUUUACAAAAAGCAGAUGCUGAAAAUAAACGUGCAAGAACUAUGGAUAUAGAUGAUUUUAUCAGCCUUUUACAUGCAUUUAAUUCAAAAGGAGUGCAUUUCACAUAAUUCAAAAGUGCAAAUAAUGCAAAAAAUUUAUAUUAAGAAAAAUAAAAAAAAUAAAUUAAGAAAAAUAUACGAUAGAAAAAAAUUUUUUUUUUAAUUAAUUUUAAAUGUAUUA